AAAAUACUUUUUUAUACACACUUUCAGUAUUACAAGUUUCACCCCAAAAACAAAAGGAUUUGACCAAAACAACCCAAAGGCAAAAAAAAAAAAGAAAACAUUAAUGAAAAGUAUGUAGAUUUUUUUUUUAUCUAUGUUGCUUGCUUAAUCAUCUUCUUCCUCUAUCUUGUUAUUAUUAGGGUUUGUAAAAUUUGCAGUGAAACUUCAAUUCUUCAAGUUCCUUGUUCUAACCAGAACAAAUCUAUAAUAUUACCAAAUUAUCCUUCUAUUUUUGACGAAUUCACAAUUGUACCAACACAAUUUUUUCCUAUAUUCAACCAUACAAUUGAACUUCUCAAUUUCUCCGCGAUUUCCUUUAGAUAUCUCAUCAUAGGAUUGGUGCUUUCGAGCUAUUUAUGAAGUUACUGGAACCUUAAUUUAGCUUCUAUCGAUUUCAUUUAUAGGGAAGAUAAAUCAGAGACAUUAUUGCCGAUUGCCUUUUGCAUGAGGUCAUUGAUGGGGACCGAGCUUAUGAGGAUAUGUGUUAAAGAAGAUAAUGAUGAUUUUCCGUCAGUUCCACCGGGUUUUGAGUCAUAUACAUCUUUCGCACUGAAAAGAGUAGAAGCGAAUGAGAAAGACAAUGAUAAAAAUUUGACCAGUUCCUCUACAAGUGCUUCUGAAUCGCAGUCAACUCAAGUCGGAAAUGGUGUUCAAAUUAGUGAUACUGCAAAAGUUUCUAGAUCCCUUCGACGAAGACCGUGGAUUAACCAUGGACAGUGUGAGAAUGGUUCAGAGGAAGACUGUGAUUGUGAGCGGCAUGAUCAAAAUUUCUCCUCGAGACCCUGUCUUCCUAAAGGAGUCAUCAGAGGAUGUCCAGAUUGCCCUAGUUGCCAAAAGGUAAUUGCCAAAUGGCGACCAGAAGAGGCUCUUAGGCCACAUCUCGAGGAUGCUCCUGUUUUCUACCCCACUGAAGAGGAAUUUCAAGAUACAUUGAAAUAUAUAUCGAGUAUUCGAUCCAGAGCUGAACCAUAUGGAAUUUGUCGUAUUGUUCCCCCCCAAUCAUGGAAGCCCCCUUGUCCUCUGAAGGAAAAAAGUAUAUGGGAGGGUUCUAAAUUUGCUACUCGUGUUCAAAGGAUUGACAAACUUCAGAAUCGUAAUUCAGGGACAAAGAAGUCGAGGAUUCAAAAUAAUUUAAAAAGGAAAAGGAGACGAUGCACAAGAAUGGGAGUGGAUAAUGGCACUGAAUCAGAUCCUAAUGCAGUAUUUUGUGAAGUUGAAAGGUUUGGGUUUGAACCUGGACCAGAAUUUACCUUGGAAACAUUUAAGAGAUAUGCAGAUGAGUUUAAGGUCAAAUACUUCAGAAAUGAUAAUUUAUCUCAUCCAAGUGCUAAUACAACCAUUGUAAGUGGUACCUCGGAGCCUUCUGUGGAGAACAUUGAAGGCGAAUACUGGCGGAUGGUCGAGAGUCCUACUGAAGAAAUUGAGGUGCUUUAUGGAGCUGAUCUAGAAACUGGGGUUUUUGGGAGUGGUUUUCCCAUCAACUCUAGUCAAGUUUCUGAUUCAAAUGAACAGUACAUAAAAUCUGGCUGGAAUUUAAAUAACUUUGCAAGGUUACCUGGAUCUCUGCUCUCUUAUGAAACCAGUGAUAUAUCUGGUGUUGUAGUGCCAUGGUUGUAUUUAGGAAUGUGCUUUUCGUCAUUUUGUUGGCAUGUGGAAGAUCAUCAUUUAUAUUCAUUGAAUUAUAUGCAUUGGGGUGCUCCAAAAAUGUGGUAUGGUGUCGCUGCAAAAGAUGCAUGCAAAUUGGAAGAGGUCAUGAGAAAGCAUUUACCUGAACUCUUUGAAGAACAACCUGACUUGCUUCAUAAGCUGGUCACACAACUUUCUCCUUCUAUUCUUAAGUCUAAAGGUGUGCCAGUUUAUAGGUGUGUCCAAAACCCUGGGGACUUUGUUCUGACAUUUCCUCGAGCCUACCACUCUGGGUUCAAUUGUGGCUUCAACUGUGCUGAGGCUGUUAACGUAGCUCCUGUUGACUGGCUGCGCCAUGGGCAUAUUGCUAUAGACCUGUACCGGGAGCAGAGGCGCAAGACUUCCAUAUCUCAUGAUAAGCUAUUGCUUGGGGCUGCUAGGGAAGCAGUACGAGCCCAGUGGGAGAUCACUUUGCUUAAGAAAAACACAACGGAUAAUCUAAAAUGGAAAGAUGUCUGUGGAAAGGAUGGUCUUCUGGCAAGCGCAUUCAAGGCACGUGUUGAGACGGAGCGAGUAAAAAGGGAAUUUCUCUGCAGUUCUUCAAAAGCAUUAAAAAUGGAGAGUAGUUUUGAUGCUACAAGUGAAAGGGAAUGUAGCAUCUGUUUUUUUGAUUUACACCUAUCUGCUGCUGCCUGUCACUGCUCCACAGAUAGAUAUGCUUGCUUGGAUCAUGCAAAGCAGUUUUGUUCAUGCUCUUGGAGCUCUAGAUUUUUCCUUUUUCGUUAUGAUAUCAGUGAACUAAAUGUUCUUGUUGAGGCAUUGGAAGGAAAAUUAAGUGCAGUUUACAGAUGGGCAAAAUCGGACCUUGGGCUGGCACUAACUUCUUAUAUCUCACUAGAUAAAAAAACAAUAAUUCAGGAAUUGAAAUUGCAUCCAUCAAAUAAAUUUAUUGACAAUGCUCAAUCGGCAGAUGUUCCAAUAGUGGAUCGAGCAUAUUUGGCUAAUAUUAAGGAUCAGAGCUAUCUUAAACAGAAGAAGUCAGCAGAAGCUGUGUCUCCUUUGAGUCACAAGAGAGAACUGUCAACAUUUAAUAGCUCUAAACCUACUCACGAAAUGGCUAAUCGUAAGAUCCGUGUUAUUAAAGAAGAAUCUGUUAGUUGCAUAUCAAAGCCGAGUGCCCCUGUUUGUGAAUUAAAUCAAGAGGAUUCUUCAUAUGCGUUAUCUCCACCUUUAGCUCAACAUGGAGAUGAGAAAAGUUCACAUUCCAAACCUAAUGUUAUACUUCUUAGCGACGAUGAAGAUGAUGAAGUGAAGACAUCAGAUUCAAAUAGAAGGAAGGAGGUUCCUCAUAUGCUUGCUGGUUCUAGAAAUAAAGCAAGCCCGUGUAGUGAUAUAGAAUACAAAAGCCUGACCAUUCCUGUAACAGAUGCUUCUGUGACGGGCGAGAAGGAUGCUAUUGCGGUGCAUCGUGAAGAUUCAGGUUCGAGUUCAACUAAGCUUUUGCAUGUAAAACAAGAAUGUCACGAACAGAGAGGACCAGUUCUACCUUCAACCCCAGUAGAUCUUUCUUUUCAUAUAGGUCUUACUAGUACAGAACCAGUUAAAAGUAUUCCAGCUUCUUCAAGAGUGGAUGCCGGUGGUCAUAGUUUAGAAACUUUAGAGGUUUUUCCUCCAAACCCACAACCUUCCGGCCCUAUUAAGGUUAAGAACGAGGAUAAUCAUGAGAAGUUUGAUGGAUGUUCCACUUCGAAUGUAGCAGACCAUGCAAGAGCUGCUAUUGGAAAUAUCUCUUGUGGUCCAAACGUUCACCGUCAGAAAGGUCCUCGUAUUGCAAAGGUUGUCCGGCGCAUCAACUGCAAUGUUGAGCCUUUGGAAUUUGGAGUUGUGCUUUCUGGAAAAUCAUGGUGCAGCAGUCAGGCUAUAUUUCCAAAGGGAUUUAGAAGCCGCGUUCGAUACAUAAAUAUCUUAGAUCCAUGCAGUACAUGUUACUAUAUUUCAGAAAUUCUUGAUGCUGGACGUGGUUCGCCUCUAUUUAUGGUUUCCUUGGAAAAUAAUCCAAGUGAGGUCUUCAUUCACAUGUCAGCGACAAAAUGCUGGGAUAUGGUAAGAGAGAGAGUGAAUCUAGAGAUAGCAAAACAACAUAAGUUGGGAAAAAAGGGUCUUCCUCCUUUACAUCCUCCUGGCAGCCUUGAUGGCUUUGAAAUGUUUGGGUUUUCUUCACCGGCAAUAGUGCAGGCUAUUGAGGCACUGGACCGAAGUCGAAUUUGCAAUGAAUACUGGGAUUCCCGGCCAUUCUCUAGGCCUCAAGGUCAGCUUUCACAAGCUGGCCAGAGCACUGUAAAUGGUGGAGGCGGAAAUGAUCAAGGGAAUCCUGCGACCGUUGGAGCUGUUUCAGUAAUAAAGAGUCUAUUUAAAAAGGCGAAUGCGCAAGAAUUGAACUCAUUGUACAGCAUUCUUACCGACAACAAGCCAGCAGCUGAACAGAUCCCAAUUAAGCAAAUUCUCUAUGAAGAAAUUCACAAAACCCAACCACCGUAGGUGAUUGAUUAUUGGACAUAUUUUUUUCAUAUGCCUAACCUUUUCUUGACAUGUAAAUUGUAGUUCAUUUGAUGUUGCACAUGCAACUUCAUCCAACCUUAGUCUUUGGUUUUUUCCCACCUUAAUGGAGGUUAUAGAGAAAGUAAAAGGAGAAAAUAGGAAAUAAAAUUAGAAAAAGGGGAAUGAAAGCUAUUCCCUUUAAAUUUUUUGCUUAUUUCAAGUGGUAGUGGGGAUGGAGAGUUUUUUUUUUGGACAGUAAGAAA
Molecule: messenger RNA, 4466 nt
Organism: Trifolium pratense (red clover)
Lineage: Eukaryota; Viridiplantae; Streptophyta; Magnoliopsida; Fabales; Fabaceae
Product: putative lysine-specific demethylase JMJ16
Exons: 13
Coding region: 484-4203 (1239 amino acids)
Biological process (GO): chromatin remodeling
Cellular component (GO): nucleus
Molecular function (GO): histone H3K4me/H3K4me2/H3K4me3 demethylase activity
Source: RefSeq, a predicted model, not a curated record